Entrophospora sp. SA101 is the source of this 501-nucleotide messenger RNA. Lineage: Eukaryota; Fungi; Glomeromycota; Glomeromycetes; Entrophosporales; Entrophosporaceae. The record is from the annotation of a GenBank genome assembly.
AUGCAUAGAAAGGAGCUGUCAGUUGCUCAACGUGAGCAAAUUAUUGGUGCAUAUAUUAGUGGUGUUAAACAAAAAGUUAUUUCUGCUCAGCUUGAUAUUCCUACCAGUACAAUAAAUGAUACUAUCAAACAGUAUAAAGAAACAGGUUUUGCAACACCUGAAAAAUUUAGAAAAUAUCUUCAUGAUGAGGGUCUAGUAAGAGUAUGGAGAAAACCAGGGGAAGCUUAUAAAGAGGAUUGUAUUCAACCUACAGUUAAAUUUGGUGGAGGAACUGUGAUGUUUUGGGAGUGUUUUGAGAAACAGCGAAAAGAUCGACUAAGAUGGAGCAGAGAAAAACAAAACUGGGAAGAAGAAUGGAAAAAUGUGGUAUGGUCAGAUGAGUCAAAGUUUGCUCUUUUUGAAUCAGAUGGCCGAGUAAGAGUAUGGAGAAAACCGGGGGAAGCUUAUAAAGAGGAUUGUAUUCAACCUACAGUUAAAUUUGGGAAACAUGGAUUCAAAUGA